Molecule: messenger RNA, 1842 nt
Organism: Hyphopichia burtonii NRRL Y-1933
Lineage: Eukaryota; Fungi; Ascomycota; Pichiomycetes; Serinales; Debaryomycetaceae
Product: ribosome dissociation factor GTPase
Exons: 2
Coding region: 1-1821 (606 amino acids)
Biological process (GO): translation
Molecular function (GO): GTP binding; GTPase activity
Source: RefSeq, a predicted model, not a curated record
AUGGCCCCAUUCAAUGAUGAUGAUCUAGCAGAUUAUGACAAUUCCGCAGGUGAAGAAGAAUUUAUUGAAGACAGUUUGAAUGACGAAGAGUAUGAUAAAUUGUAUGAGACUUUACCAAAAUUAAAGGAAUUAAUCGCUUCUUAUAACAAUUCCAUAAAUGAAAUGGCAUUAAAGGAGGCCUUAUAUUUCAAUUAUUAUGAGUUAAGUGAUGCCAUAGAGGAGUUAAAGUCCAAACUGGCAGGAUCAAUUUUUUGUCCUCUUACUAACAUUGAAUUGAAUAUAGAAAAUGUUAAAAAAGCUAAAAAUAAUUUCGAAGAGCCAAGUCCUGAUGACAAAAUUCUCAAUGCCCAAAAAACUGCAUUCGAAGAAGGAAUGAAUGACUUGAAGAUUUCUGACUCAAAUAAGAAGGAGACUGACCAAAAGGAAAAAUUACCCCCAAAGCCAACUAAACCUUUCAAGAAGAUCAACAUAGAAAAUGAACUUUCCACCAACAAGGCCUACAGCAAAGCCCACAAAUCGUUUGUGGUCAUUGGCCAUGUCGAUGCUGGUAAAUCUACUUUAAUGGGUCGUCUAUUGUAUGAUUUAGGUGUUGUGGAUGCGAAAACCAUCAACAAAUUAAUGAGAGAAGCUGAAAAAUCAGGCAAGGGAUCUUUCGCUCUUGCAUGGGUUAUGGAUCAAACAUCUGAAGAAAGAUCUCGUGGUGUUACUGUCGAUAUUUGUGCUACCGAAUUCGAAACAAACAAUACUAUAUUUACUGCUAUUGAUGCACCUGGUCAUAAAGAUUUUGUUCCGCAAAUGAUAGGAGGUGUGACUCAAGCGGAUAUUGCUUUAUUAAUCGUUGAUUCGAUCAAUGGAGAAUUUGAAGCAGGUUUUGCUAUGGAUGGUCAAACCAAAGAACAUACAUUAUUAUGUAAAAACUUAGGGAUUGAAAAAAUUUGUGUCGCUAUCAAUAAGUUAGAUAAAGAGCACUGGUCUGAAGAAAGAUUUAUGGAUAUUCAAAAUCAAUUGAAGAGCUUUUUAGUUUCUGAUGUUGGAUUUGACUCUGAUAAUGUAUUCUUCAUCCCUAUCUCGGGAUUGACUGGUAACAAUGUUGUAAAAGCUGACCAAUCAGUUAAAGAAUUAGGCUGGUACAAAGGUCCAACUCUUAUUGAGUAUUUAGAAAAGGUUAAAAUCUCAACGAGUGACUUGACCAAGGAUCCUGUUAGUGUUGUUACUGCUGAAGAGUUUGGUUUGGCUAUAAAUGAUAUCUAUGAUAUCUCAAGUUCUGAAUUUGCUGUCAAAGGUAGAAUUCUUUCUGGAUUUAUACAACCCGGUGAGACGGUAGAGGUAUCACCGACUAAAGAAUACCUACAGGUUCAAAGUGUCAAGGUUAGAGGUCAAAAUGUUAAUAUAGCAGUUAAAGGUGAAACAACCACAAUUUCAUUCAAGACUAACCAAUUGACUAACAAAUCUACAGAUGACAUCAGUAUAGGUGACUUGAUUCUGAAGGUUGGUUCUCUGGUUGCUUCAGUGAAUAAACUUACAGCUAGAAUUAAUUUAUUCAAUAUGAAUAAACCAUUAUUGGUUGGAACACCUUUUGUCUUAUUUAGAAAUAAUACUUAUGUUCCUGCAAGAAUUUCUAAAAUUUUAGCAAUUGACGAUGAUAAGAAAAAGAAGAAGAAGAUGCACUUAGUAUCGAAACAAAAAGCUUUGGUUGAAAUUGAGAUAAAGGGCGAUAGACUUUUACCAUUAAGUAAAUUUGAUGACAGCAAAAUGUUAGGUAGAAUAGUCAUAAGAAGGGAAGGAUCUACUAUUGGAGCGGGUGCUGUUGUUGAUUUAUAAUAGACCAAUGAAAAAUUUGAU